AUGGCCCUGAAGCGCCACCUGCAGAGCAUCUUGGCCGUGCUGAGCUUUGCUGUGGGCAGAGCUGGUCCGGCCAGCACCAGUCGCACCACCCAGACACCUCACGUGAGGCCGCGCCAAAGUUCCAAUAGCGUGGCUGCAGUGCCGGCGCCCUUGCCUUUGGGUGCGGCAGUGGGAGGAGGUCAUGGUGUCUAUGUGCCAGUGCAACUGGUAGGAGGCCUUCAGCAUGCCCACAGCUCUGCUGGCAGCUUGUGGGCUUGGGUGGUGGCUGCUGGAGGUGCUAUUCACGGGGUGAGGCAAAGCCAUGAAGCGCGCCACACACGACGCAACAGGAAUCACUUGGUGCCCCAGGCGCAUAUGCAUGCUGAGGAUGGCUGGCAAACUGCCAGUGAGGAUGAAGGUACUUGGACCAGGCAAACCAGUGAAGCACCGAUGCAUCACAUGCCACAGAUGCCGGAGGGAGCUACAUUUUUGGGCCAGCCCAUGGGGAUGAACUAUGCUCAACAGGCUCAACCCUUCAAUGGCGUCAAUGGCGUCAAUGGUGCCUUGGAUUUCUCCCCUGUCUGGCCCAAUCAGAUGAUGCCCCUGGUCAUGGUGGCCAUGCCUCAGGACUCCGAGCCUCAGGCGCAGGUGCAGGCAGCUUCAGAUGCUUCCUCUUCAUCCGUAGCGCAGGCUCCCUUCGCCCCUGGGCAGUUGGAGCGUGUGACCACCAGCACCGCCUCAGAGUCAUCCUGGGCCUCGGCAGCCUCCAGUCGUUGGACCAGUCGGGACUGUGACUGGACCAACAAACAGCUCAUGAAGCCCGACUGUCCACAACGCCGGGAGUUGCUGCGACAGGUGAUUCAAGAUAGCUGGAACUUGGCGAACAGCAAGAAUGGCACCCGGCUGGUGCAAACUGCCUUGGAUGUGGCAGAUUACCAAGAGAAACAGUUGUUGGCCAGCAGCUUUCAGGGCCGGGUGUGGGUGGCACUGAAGUCCCCUCAUGCUAAUCAUGUGCUGCAGAAGAUUGUUGCCCUGAUGCCGCCAGAGAAAAUGCAGUUUGUGAUCGAUGAACUCACUGGCCGAGUUGCGGAGGCUGCGAGGCGGCCUGUUUGCCCAGAAAAUUCAGAUUUGGAGAGUUAUCGGAUAGUUAUCGGAGAGUUAUCGGAGAGUUAUCGGAUAGUUAUCGGAUAG
This is a messenger RNA of Cladocopium goreaui, 1170 nucleotides long. NCBI's taxonomy places the organism in Eukaryota, Dinophyceae, Suessiales, Symbiodiniaceae. The record is from the annotation of a GenBank genome assembly.